Messenger RNA from Lachancea nothofagi CBS 11611, 1809 nucleotides. The record is from the annotation of a GenBank genome assembly. NCBI's taxonomy places the organism in Eukaryota, Fungi, Ascomycota, Saccharomycetes, Saccharomycetales, Saccharomycetaceae.
AUGGAAUCCGUUGUUGAGGUCCGUUUAGACAACCUUUUCUUCAAGUCUUUCACUGCGGACUCAGACCGCGGAUGUCCAAUCUAUGUUUUUGAUUCGACUUACUUGCCGUCAGCCGAUGAAGUAGAGAGCCGCGAGGUGUACGAUUUGCUGAUCGACGAAAUGAUGAACAAACUGGUGGCCAAGCUCCCGGACUCGGCGUUUUCGCUAGUAGUGUUCAGCUCAGGUUUUUCGCAAAACAACGUGAGCUGGAUCUACGGUGUAAAAGUGUAUUCCAAGAUUCCCAAAACUACCCGAGCCAAACUACAGAACCUAUACAUUGUUCACGAGUCCUUUUUCGUACGCGCGGUGUAUCUGGUUCUUACCAACGCACUCAACAUCAAUCCCUUUAAAAACAAACAGCUGUCUUCAGAUGGUCUUCUAAUGCAUCAUGUGUCGAGUUUGGCGGAUCUCUCACGACUCGUUGACAUUACGCGACUUCGUAUAUCACUCAAUGUUUACCUCUACGAAUACCAGCUUAAUGAGACCUUCGCCAUUCCAGACCCUCAUUUAGAAAUCAGGUCAGCGCUGGCUAAUAGACAAUACCGGCAACUUGUCUUUGAUAAAAUCUUUAAAAGACUUCGAAUCGAAGCGCCAAGACAUGAAUUGAUCUUUCAAAAACCUGGCUCCUAUCAAAAAGUGAACAUUUUACUUGGAAUCAUUGAAAGAAACAAUUACGUGGAUCUCUCUCAGUGGGACAUUUACUCACUAGCCACACUUUUUCUUCAUUUCAUAAAAGGGAAAAGUAAGCCUAUCCUCCCUAUAGACCUGAUACCGCUGCCGAUAAAUGAGUCAUUUGAUUACACAUACAACACUUUCGUGAACAUGAUGAUGAAUAAUGGAUACUAUGAUCUCACUACCUUCGUAUUCGAGUUAUUUUUAUCGAUCCUGGAUAGCUCAAAAACGACAUUACAUGAUUACAGAAGCCUGAGCAAGUGCCUGACACCUACACUGUGCAAAGAAAAAGUUUCUAUCAAAACCUCAGAUAGGCUAGCAAUUGGCUAUCGAUACACCACUAACAUUCUUAUACAUUUCAGAGAUCUAAAAACCAAGAUCGCAAGCACAGGUGCGUUAACUGGUAUUGCCGCUAAAAGCUUGGAUGGGAGCUCUACACCACGUCUGAUGAAGGACGGACCUAAGGUGCCUCCCCCCAGGAAAAGUAGCCCUACAAGGUCUGCACUUCCUAACUUAAACAGCCCUGCAAAUAAUAAAAUAUCACCAGCGAAACCACCCGCCUUGCCAAGACGAAAAGUUCAGGAUAAGUUUACCAACUCACAACAGACACCGCCUAUUUUACUCCCGCCAGGGCCUUCGUCAUCAGCGGUAUCCGUGGAAAUUGGUAAUAUAAUGCAAUCGCCAUAUGCCAGAUCCGAUUCGAGUGGACAGUCUGAGGAAUCCUUGUAUACCGAUAGCCCUGUACCUGAGCUACGAAUUUCAAGCAACUCCUCUGUUGUGCUUGACAAUCCAGCCAAAAUAGAUGAAACGCAAUAUAUUUCAGACGACGCAGUGACGUUCAAGUCAAAACCCACGGACAAUACAUUCAAAAUUGAUGAGAGAAUGACCAAUCUACUCCUUGACAACAAUCAAAAGAUAAGAAAAUUCGACAAAGAGCUUAAGAAGAAGAAGCUAGCAACGAACUCGGAUUCCUCAAAUUCGUCCAGUACCGGCUUCUCAGACAUUAAAGCCGAGAACAAAGUUAGCCGGCUUGCGGCGCUUUAUGAAGAAAGACUUAUCGGAAUACGAGUUAUGGAAGAUAUGCGUAGAAACCAGUAA